Ostrea edulis (European flat oyster) is the source of this 2029-nucleotide messenger RNA. RefSeq lists its product as uncharacterized. NCBI's taxonomy places the organism in Eukaryota, Metazoa, Mollusca, Bivalvia, Ostreida, Ostreidae. The transcript is spliced from 3 exons. The record is from RefSeq and is a predicted model, not a curated record. Bases 141 to 944 code for a protein of 267 amino acids.
GAUAAGAUGUACUAUCAGCUAGUACAAGGUGCCCCUGAACUCUUUCAUCAAACAGGCAAGAGUUGUCCACAUUAAUUUUCGUCACGCAGAGCUAAGGAAUUCUUUUGAUGAGGUAGACUUGGACAGGAUUUGAAUACGUAAUGGCUUUGAACGGUGGCUACAAGACUGUUUCCAUAACCGUCCUCAUUGCAACCUGUCUCGUUUUGGCUGACGGUGACGUCAUACGAGGAACAUAUCAUGCCUGGUGGGUAAUUCUACCUCUUCCGGUCAGCGCCGUACAGGGCAUGAUAAAUCAAAGCAACUCUCUGCGUGAUAUUUUGAUGGUGAAACCAACUUGGGAUGCCUGGCCGGAAGACAAACACCCCGUCCUUAUGGAAAUCGGCCGCGAACAGGAUUGUGGGCUUAUAUUUCCCUCCUGGUUACGAAGUAACUUCCUAGAAUACAAGUUUGAUAUUCCAUUCGUGCAGAGUAAAUCCGGUGGGAAUCCUCUUAACUAUAAGGUGGUGUUGUAUGAAGACAGUCAAGUGAACAGUAUCUCGUCAGACGUAGCUUACAAACUAAACGCUACCAAAGCGGCCAUGAAGAUGACAGAAAACUCCUACACCAUUUCCAAAAACGGAGCAAUCUUUUCGGCAUUGUUUUCAUCGAACAAUACAUGGUUUACUGCCUCUGCAAUGCCGGAAUUUCAAGUUUACAAAGACGUAGCAAAUCUAAAAUGGUUUGGAGGAAGAGGACUGGAGACGUGCGCACAGCACCACUAUGAUUUCUCUUCUGCCAGAAUACGCCCUGCAGCAGUGUUAAACAUGACCUUCACUCCUAAUCUGCUAAACACAUUCUUCCCUGUCUACGGUUUCCACAGAAACCCAUUAUCUGGCAUUGAUUCCUUUGGCAGUAUUGAGAUUGUGACCAACUUCACAAUGUCUUUACCACAAUCGUGCACUUAGAAUUUUGAUAAACGCAUGGGCAUGCAUUACUAGUAAUACACAUUCGUAUCGUAUUGUACACAUUUAUCACAUACUAAGUCUUUAUAACCGGUCAUGGGAACUCAGUGGUAGUGCAUUCUCUUCGUAACCGGGAGGUCGUGAGUAUGAGUCCCGCUCGCAGUAAACCCGAGACGUAACUAUGGGAGUGAUUGCUCAUUUGACAACGCUUGGCAUCACGGAUCUUUCGGAUAUGACCUUAAUAACGGAAAUCCCGUGUCGCAAGCGGCGUUGGCUCCUUAAAGAAUCCUCCCUGCAACGGCCCUGAGCGCUAAGCAUACAUUGUAGGUCUAUUUGUGUUACUUCACCUUCAGCUGAUGACGUCUCAAAUAUGAGUGAGAAUUCUCGAAGAGAAACAAACUUACAUACAGAUUUUGUUAUAAAUACGGAUUUUUGCAUGCACCCAAAAUGAAUGCUUUCGAAAUAUAGGAUUUUAAGCACCUAUUAAAUUAAAGUAGAAAGAACGCUAUCAAAAUUUAGGAUUCUUAGCACUUCUUACAUUUAAUUAGAAUGAACACGUUCAAAAUAUAGGAUUUUCGUUUAAAGUCAUUCAUUACUUUCCAAAUGAAAAUACAGAAAUUACAUCAAAACAUUAAUUGGAAUUAACGACACAUAGCAGCUUUAGUAUCUGUAAAUGUUAAAUGUAUAUGAUUAUAUCAAAUAUUUCUAACUAAACACUUUAACUUGUGCGUUCUACGAACAUGUAUCGUCAUAAACUGGUAUGAAACAAAUACUCACAUCGUUAUAUGUAUAUAAAUAGAGAGAGAGAGAGAGAGAGAGAGAGAGAGAGAGAGAGAGAGAGAGAGCAUUACUACAGCUAAAGAACCAUGAAACCAGGAAUUUGUAAUUCCAAAGAAGUAAUUCAUUAAAUCAAUACCAAGAAUACGAAAUUUUCGAGAUGCGUCCGAGUUACGUCCCAUUAGAUAACUCUCGUACACACGGUGUGGGACAAAUGCCCAUCACUGCAUAGGUCAAAGAAAUUAUAUUUCUUCGCUUUCUUAUGUAUCAAUAGAAUGAAUGCUCUUAAAAUAAAGGAUUGAAUAAACGCU